Eupeodes corollae is the source of this 1180-nucleotide messenger RNA. RefSeq names its product GATA zinc finger domain-containing protein 14-like. The transcript is spliced from 5 exons. The coding region runs from base 1 to 1179 and encodes 392 amino acids. Lineage: Eukaryota; Metazoa; Arthropoda; Insecta; Diptera; Syrphidae. The record is from RefSeq and is a predicted model, not a curated record.
AUGACACGAAGACAGGCUGGUCAAAAAGCUGAAUUUGUUACAAGUGAGUGUAUUAAAUGGUUUUUUAGUAAGCAGCAUGUGACAGAUAACAAUAACAAUAACAAUAACAAUAACAAUAACAAUAACAAUAACAAAAACAAUAACAAUAACAAUAACAAUAACAAUAACAAUAACAAUAACAAUAACAAUAACAAUAACAAUAACAAUAACAAUAACAAUAACAAUAACAAUAACAAUAACAAUAACAAUAACAAUAACAAUAACAAUAACAAUAACAAUAACAAUAACAAUAACAAUAACAAUAACAAUAACAAUAACAAUAACAAUAACAAUAACAAUAACAAUAACAAUAACAAUAACAAUAACAAUAACAAUAACAAUAACAAUAACAAUAACAAUAACAAUAACAAUAACAAUAACAAUAACAAUAACAAUAACAAAACAAUAACAAUAACAAUAACAAUAACAAUAACAAUAACAAUAACAAAUAACAAUAACAAUAACAAUAACAAUAACAAUAACAAUAACAAUAACAAUAACAAUAACAAUAACAAUAACAAUAACAAUAACAAUAACAAUAACAAUAACAAUAACAAUAACAAUAACAAUAACAAUAACAAUAACAAUAACAAUAACAAUAACAAUAACAAUAACAAUAACAAUAACAAUAACAAUAACAAUAACAAUAACAAUAACAAUAACAAUAACAAUAACAAUAACAAUAACAAUAACAAUAACAAUAACAAUAACAAUAACAAUAACAAUAAUAACAAUAACAAUAACAAUAACAAUAACAAUAACAAUAACAAUAACAAUAACAAUAACAAUAACAAUAACAAUAACAAUAACAAUAACAAUAACAAUAACAAUAACAAUAACAAUAACAAUAACAAUAACAAUAACAAUAACAAUAACAAUAACAAUAACAAUAACAAUAACAAUAACAAUAACAAUAACAAUAACAAUAACAAUAACAAUAACAAUAACAAUAACAAUAACAAUAACAAUAACAAUAACAAUAACAAUAACAAUAACAAUAACAAUAACAAUAACAAUAACAAUAACAAUAACAAUAACAAUAACAAUAACAAUAACAAUAACAAUAACAAUUGUACAUCCUUCAAUAGUAAAAAACUGAACACCAACGUGAGUUGGCCCAACUGUUCGUGCCGUUAUUAAA